AUGAAGCGCAGCGCCACCGCGUCCGCCAUCUCCGGCACAAAGCGGCCGAAGGCAGCCGCCGACCCGCCGAGCGAGAGGGCGCCCGUCGCGCGUGACGCCGGCAUCCUGAGCGCUGCUGCCGUGCGCGCCCUGGCCUCGGAUCUCGAUGCGCUGCCUACCCAUGUCGAAGGCUGCGUCCGCCUGCUGGCCGAGGGACACACUGUGCCGUUCAUCGCUCGGUACCGGCAGCCCGAGACCGGUGGCAUGGCCCCGCCGCUUCUGCGGCGAAUCGAUGCGGCGUCAAGGGAUGCGGCGAGCCUCGCAGCACGGUGCGACGCGGUCGUUGCGGCGCUGCGCAAGACGGAUCGCUUGACAGCCCAGCUCGAGGCCGCGCUGCGCGCGGCUCCCACUCUGGCAGCGCUCGAAGACGUCUAUGCGCCUCACAAGUCGAAGCCGUGCUCACUUGCAGAACGGGCGCGCGCCCUUGGAUGCGAGCCGGCGGCGCAGGCCCGCCAGGCUUUCGGGCUUUCCCAGGCCUUGCGCGCGGCGGCGGCGGGUUCGGGUGCUCGAUCCAGCGAGGGCGGCACCGAGGCGGCGCUGCGUGAGGGCACUCAAAAGGUGCUGGCCGAGAUGACCGCUCGUUCGCCCGCGGUGCGCGAGGCUGCGCGCGGCGCGCUGCGCAGAUGCGCGCUGGUGAAAUGCACAGCGGUCGCAGGCAAGCGAUCGAUCAGCGGGAGCGGCGGCGCCGGCGCCGCGAGCUCCAAGAAGGCGAGCACGGCAACCGCAGCGGCGGCGGCCAGCGGCGGCGAGAAUUUUCGCGACUACGCGGACUUUGAGCGGCCCCUCAGCGCGGUCUCGUCGCACGCGUGGCUGGCGAUGCACCGCGGCGUCGAGCUCAAGCUGCUCCGGCUCUCCGUCGCGCCCCGCGACGAGGCUUCCGUCGCCGCCGCUGUCCAGCGGCGCGCGCUCGAGGCGGCGCGGUGCGAGGCGAUCGAGUGCUUCGCCGCCAACCUUUCGCCGCUGCUGCUCGCGCCCCCGCUGCGCGGCACGGCCGUGCUUGGCGUCGACCCAGGCUUCGCACACGGCCACAAGCUCGCGGCGGUCCGCGUGAUUGCCGAGCUGUGCGACAGCCAUGGUGUGGGAGCCGUCGCGGUGGGCGACGGCCAGAACAGCCGUGAGGCGCAGAGGCUGGUCGCCGCCGCAAUCGCAGCGACACGUCGUGGCGGCGGACGGUUGCGAUACGCUGUGGUGCGCGAGAAUGGCGCCUCAAUCUACUCAGCGUCCGAUCUAGCGGCGGCGGAGCUGGGCGAUGUGCCGCUGCAGCACCGCGCCGCCGUCUCGAUUGCGCGCCGUUUGGCCGACCCGCUGUCCGAGUUUGUCAAGAUUGAGCCGGCCGCGCUGGGCGUCGGAAUGUACCAGCGCGAUUUGCCCGCCAAGGAGCUCGGCGCGCGGCUGGAUGCGGCCGUCGAGGACGCCGUCGCAGCGGUGGGAGUCGAGGUGAAUGGCGCGUCGCCUUCAUUGCUGCAGCGCGUCGCCGGCCUCAACAGGAAGACUGCAUCCGCGCUGCGCGCCCACAUCGACACCGCGGGCGAGCUUUCGAGCCGUGAGUCGCUGAGGCAGGUGCCCGGCAUCGGUCCCAAGACGUACGUCAACAUUGCCGGCUUCCUGCGCAUCACGGCUUCCGACGGUGCGCCGCUCGCGGAGCCGCUGGACGCGAGCCGCGCCCGAGCCCUGCUCGCGGCAGCUGGCAUCGGCGCGGGCGCUCUUGGCCAGCUCGCGCGCCGCGGCGGGGGAUUUGCCGAGGGUGACUGCGCGCGCCUCCGUGCGCUCGCUGCUGCUCCUGCCCCCGGCGGUGGCGCCGCCUCUCCUGGCGGCGGGCGGGCGGCGCUGGUCGAGCUUCUUUGCGACCCGCUCUUGUGCGGCGACCCGCGCGAACAGCUCGCGCCGCCGCCGCAACUCGUGGCGAGCGCACCGCGUUCCCUCGCCGACGUGCGCGCGGGCGACGUGUUCGAGCACGCCGUCGUCAAGAACGCCGCCCCGUUUGGCCUUUUCGUCGACGUGGGUGUCGGUUCGGACGGGCUCCUCCACGCUUCCGAGCUCAAGAAGCGCGGCAGCGGCCGCCACGUCCCAACAGUUGGCGCGAGCAUCUGUGUGACCGCAAAGGCGGCAUCAAAGGCAGUGCCUGAUAUAGAGCUCUAA
Messenger RNA from Emiliania huxleyi CCMP1516, 2178 nucleotides. RefSeq lists its product as hypothetical. Bases 1 to 2178 code for a protein of 725 amino acids. The transcript is spliced from 6 exons. Gene Ontology annotation, molecular function: DNA binding; mRNA binding; structural constituent of ribosome. Gene Ontology annotation, biological process: translation; DNA repair. The record is from RefSeq and is a predicted model, not a curated record. Lineage: Eukaryota; Haptophyta; Isochrysidales; Noelaerhabdaceae.